CCGUAACCGACAAAAACAACUGAUAAUGCGAAAUGCGGAACCAAAAUCGCUGGUGUUAUUGUUCAAAAAGUGCUUUAAAUGUGAAUAUUACUUGUGUAAAUUUGUGUGAAUAAGUUUCAAUGUAUUUAAAUUUAUAGUAUAACAAGUUUCCAAACAGAAAUUUAUAAUUUUCCAUCAUGGGUGUGCCGAAAUUCUUCAGAUACAUAAGCGAACGGUAUCCAUGUUUGAGCCAGUUGAUUCUGGAAAGCGAUAUUCCAGAGUUUGACAAUUUGUACUUGGACAUGAAUGGCAUCAUUCACAAUUGUUCCCAUCCAAACGAUUAUGACCCCCACUUCCGAAUAACGGAGGAGAAAAUCUUCAAAGAUAUAUUUCAUUACAUCGAGGUGCUGUUUCGUAUCAUCAGACCCCAAAAAUUAUUUUUCAUGGCUAUCGACGGUGUUGCGCCUCGUGCCAAAAUGAAUCAACAGCGUGGUCGAAGAUUUCGAUCGGCCAAAGAAGCCGCAGAUCGGGAGAAAGAAGUUAUGAAGAAAGGUGAAAAGCUCCCAGAAGCUGAUCGAUUCGAUUCUAAUUGCAUUACACCUGGAACUCCGUUUAUGGCUAGGUUACAAGCUCAAUUAAGGUAUUUUGUCACGUCUAAAAUGUCUACCGAUAAAAUGUGGCAAAAAGUGAAGGUUAUUUUAUCAGGACAUGAGUGUCCUGGAGAAGGCGAACAUAAAAUCAUGGAUUAUAUUAGAUAUCUACGUGCUCAGCCUGAUCAUGAUCCAAACACUAGGCAUUGUUUGUAUGGCUUGGAUGCUGAUUUAAUCAUGUUAGGGUUAUGUUCUCACGAGCCACAUUUUGCGUUAUUGAGAGAAGAAGUCAAAUUCGGUUCUAGAAAUCAAAGUAAGAAAAUUGUUGCUCCGGAGGAUACAAAGUUUUUCUUGUUACAUUUAUCUCUAAUGAGAGAAUAUUUGGAGAUGGAAUUUUCCGAUGUGAAAGCUACGUUACCCUUUGAUUUCAACUUGGAAUCUAUUAUUGACGAUUGGGUUCUGAUGGGAUUCCUCGUAGGAAACGAUUUCAUUCCGAAUCUACCUGAACUUCAUAUAGCUAGUGGAGCUUUACCUGUAUUAUAUCGUGCAUAUAAAGAAGUUUUACCUACGUUGGAUGGUUAUUUGAACGAAAGUGGAACUUUGAACCUUGCUAGAUUUGAAGCCUACAUGAGGAAGUUGGGAUCGUUUGAUAUUAAACAAUUCAGAGAAAAAUACGAAGAUAUUAGAUACAUGGAAAGGAAGACGGGACAAACUGAGGGUGAUGCUGAAAGUACUCCGGCGAACAAUAUAAACUACCGAAGACCCUUGCAGCCAUUUUUCGGAUCAGCAGAAGGAGAAGGUGAAGAUAAAGAAGACGGAGAAGCUCAAGAAAUAGUAGAAGAGCCUUUAGAGAGCUGCGACGAUAAAGCUAUUCAAAACAUGAUGGAAAUGGAAGAGGACGAAGGAUCUGAUUACUAUGACGAAGAAGAAAGAGACAAAGAUCGCUUAGCUUUCUUCCAAGAAUUUCAUCUGCACAAACGCAACUAUUACCAAGAAAAACUCGAAUACGAACAUGUCACACCAGAAGUGUUACGUGGUCAAGCUGAAGGUUAUAUUACCGCUUUGCAAUGGAAUUUGAAUUAUUAUUACAAUGGCAUUUGUUCAUGGUCGUGGUACUAUCCGCAUCAUUAUUCGCCUUAUAUUUCUGAUAUACAGAAUUUCAAAGAUAUGAAAAUUGAAUUCGAUUCGGGCAGACCUUUCCUACCUUUCGAACAAUUGCUCGCUGUGUUGCCAGCUCUGAGCAAAAGUUUAUUACCGAAACCUUUCCAAGAAUUAAUGACUGAUGUUCGAAGUCCCAUUUUUGAUUAUUAUCCUUGUGACUUUGAAACCGAUCUGAAUGGCAAGAAAAAUGAUUGGGAAGCGGUCGUGUUGAUUCCAUUUAUCGAAGAGAAAAAAUUACUCGCAGCUAUGGCAACUUGUAGCGACAGAUUAACCGACGAAGAGAAAGAACGUAAUUCACAUGGUCCUAUGCACGUGUACACGUAUUCUGAGGAGAAUCUUGGUCGUUACGAAGCUCCGGCAUAUUUUAAUGCUAUAGAAAAGAAUCACGCUGUAGAUACACCUCUUCAUAGAGAUGAUAUCGCUGUACCAAGAGAGAAACUCCGAAAAGGUCUUUUACCGGGUGUUCUUUUGGAUGUAUUCUUUCCCGGAUUUCCUACCUUCAAGCAUCUUAAAUAUACCCAUAUACUGGAGCCAAAAGGCGUUAAAAUUUUCCAAUCUCCUAGUCAAGGAAUGAAUAUGAUUGUGAAACCAGUUAAAGAACAAGAAACGCCACCGUUGGACAUUUUGAUCAAAGAGUUUUUAAAUAAAGUCAUUCACGUUUCGUGGCCUUACUUAAACGAAGCAAAAGUGGUCGGUAUAUAUACAAAAGAAGAAAAAUGUUGGGUGGAAGCUGGACAGAUGAAAAAAGAACCAUUGAAUGCAGAUCAGCAGAAUGCUUUCAAAAAAGGAUCUGAAGCGUUGAAACACGAGUUUUUAAAAUCCAAAGGGAUCGAUAUUGGCAAUGAAGUCGAUUUGGUGUUUAGCGUGAGACUGAAAGAGGGGCAGAAAUUUGUGUUUAGUUCGUUUAGUUCUGGAAAUAAAAUUAGUCUCGAGAAGAAGUGGAGCAACAAAACGCAAUCUUUUCCAAUUCAAGUAAUUGUCAAAGAACUGAAAACCAAAACAGUAGAUCCGUCCGGGUUAACUUUAGACGAUAUAUUCCCUGUGGGAUGUAGUUGUUUCGUGUUGAACAAAUCAUUCUACGGAUGUUUAGGAUUAGUUUCAGCUCCUUCCGAAGACUGGCUCAUAAACAUCCGGGUUACCGCUCCUCCUGAACCUAAACCGAACGAAUUGCGUAUUAAACCGACAAAUAUACGAUAUUAUAAUAACGGAGAAACUGCUUAUCGAGCCAAAGUACCAAACUAUCUAGUGGCUCGGAUCACUGGAACUAUAUUUGUGUUGGAUACUGACGAUCCGAAAGAUGCUGAUAAAUGUCCUAGAGUCAAUAUAGGCUUGAAUUUGAAAUUUAGCCGGCGUAAUCAACAUCUUCCUGGUUACACGAAACGUAAUGAGAACAAUCAAUGGCUGUAUUCGGAUAAGACGAUAGCGUUGAUUCAGGAGUACCACGAUGCGUUCCCAGAUGUAUUCAGAUAUCUCAGUGAGAAUUCCGAUAAAGAUAACAUCUUCAAAACCCAUUUAUUCUCGUUACCAGGCCAAACUCACAUGCUGAGCGUGAUUAGUAACUGGCUAGCUAGCAAAACCGAACUAAAAGCUGAACGAAGAAGUUGCGAUGCCGAAUUAUUGGAAUCGGACGUUAUUCAGAAUGUGGAAUAUCAAGUGGAUUCGUUUAUGAAAGCCAAUAAACGUGGCAGAUAUGUAAAUAUCAAAUCCAGACCCAGUUGUUUGUAUCAGCCUUCAUCUCAGAUCGAAAAAGAUUACCCAGAUCCGGCCGAAUAUCAUUUAUUAGAUCGAGUUGUAAACGUACGUGAUAAUUUUGUAGUUCCUUUAGGUGCACGAGGAUUCAUCAUUGGUAUGGAGAAACAGGCUGAUACAGGAUUAACGUACUGUGAUAUCUUAUUUGAUAAUUCGUUCUCGUCUGCGGUACAAUAUCAUACGAAGAAAAAGCGUGUCUACAAGUUACCUGAUAGAUGUCUUUUAAAUAUCACGUACGCUAAACGAAAACACGAGAAAGAAGAAUUGAAAAAGGCUCAACCCAAAAUUCCUAUGAUGCAACCGAAUUCGAUGCCUCAUCCAAUGUUUCCGCCUCCGUUGAUGGCUCAAAAAGUAGACGUACCGAUGCAAGGCCCCGGCUUAGCGUAUAAUGUUGGUCCAAUACCUAGACAAAUCAUGAUAGCAGGUUCUGGCCAGCCUAUGAGCUAUUCGAAUGCAGUCACCGAUCGUAAAAUUAUACCGCAAAAAAUUGGCCAAUUUCGAGCUAUCGAGAAUAAUAACGUUGACGUUAGACAAAGACCACCUAAAACUGAUUCACCGAUAAAAACAAGAAUUAUAGAGAACUCUAAACUUGCCGGAGGAGUUGAAGAGGAAAAGAUCAGCGAGACGACAUUAGCCUUGAAGAAAAUGUUGCGUAUCAACGAUGCUAGUAACGAUAAAUCAGCUGGUAGCAAAAACGCGGAGGAUAAAAAGACCGAUCAUAACGCCGAAGAGAAUAAUGAUAACAAAGGUUACGUAAUCGAAUUACAAGAAUUAUUCCAGAGAGCAGGUAAAGGUAACCCUAGAUACGAGUAUACUCACUCAGAUGGAAAAUUCCGAGCAAAUUUACGCCUGCCUGGCGUCGAUGUGGCUAUUAGUGGCAAUCCUGCACCUACGAAGCAACAGGCCGGAGAAAAAGCCGCUUUUCUAGUUCUACAAUUUUUAAACCUAGUUAAAAACUAUGGCGAAAAAGUAUCGCCAUUGCCUCCUAGCGAAAACGUAAUACUAGAUUUGAACCUGCAAUUUUUACGACUGCAGUCGCAGUUGCAAGAUAUGCAGCGUCAGCAAAACGCCAUUGAUCGGUCGCCAUCGACAGCCAAAAUGCAAUACGGCGCCGUCGCAGGCCAAUCUGACGUCGAUGGACUGCAGUCUAUGAUCAGAUCGCAUCAACAGCAACUGCAGCAUCAGCAGCAGCAGCAACAACAACAACAGCAACAUCAGCAAAAAUUACAAAUGAUUUUGUCCACUCACCAACAGGCCGCCGGAGCGCAGUUACCGCCGCAACAUCAGUCGAUGGUGCCAUACUCGCAAACGUAUCCGCCCGGAAUGCCAUUCCAGCCACCGCAGGUUGCACAGCAGAGACAGAUGACUGUAGCCAAUUACACGUAUCUGCAGAACGCGCCGAAUAAGUACGCCGUGCAUCCGCAUCAGUUGUAUUAUCAGAAUGUGCAGAAUAUUUAUUAUAAUCCACCGAUCAGACCUACCAAUUUUCAACCUCCUAAUGCUGCUUCGAUUCCACCUCAGCAAUGGAUUCCUCAUAUGGUGCCACCCAAUGUUGUGAACAUGCCUCCAAUGCAACCUCGUACCUUUUACGCGGAACAGUUACCUCAAAAUUUUAACCAACAUAUCGAUAAACCAGCCUUGAAUUACCUCGCUUCUUCCAAUAGCCAAGCGUACAUUGCAACGAUUCCUAAUAACCCCAACGAUGGAGUGAAAACAAACGCCAAUUCACCUCUACCCAUGAAAUCGGACCCAUCACAGUGCUCCGGUAGGAUCUCAAAGACACCAAAAAAGAAACGCUUAGCUGCAAAUUUCGCUACCAAGGCUUCUAUGUGAAUAUAAGUGUUGUGUAAUGUAUCUAUAAUGAUGAAAAAAACACAACGAUAAUAAACUUAAGAACAAUACAUGUGUAUAUCAUCUUAGCCGUAGAUUUAAAUUCGAGAAAUUUUUCCGUUUAAAAAUUUUUCACAUAAAUGUUAAGUUUUAACAGUGUAAAAAAAUGUAUGUGUACAUUUAAGCGAUUUCUUUUUCCUCCUUUUUUUUCCAUACCUGUAAAAUAGAUUGAUUAACAAACUCGCAUUAUAAGUGGGUACACUUUUUUUUUUAAACUAGAAAUUUAUUGACUCAUAAGAUUUAUUUUCAUUACACUUUCAACAGUGUGUUCGGUGUUGUAAAAUUAUUAUUUUUACGUUUUUUUUUUUAAAUGAUUUAAUUUUCUUUUUUUUGACAUAGAAUGAUUUUUUUCGAUUAUGUCAUUGUGAAUUAUUUAUUUUUUUUUUGCCUUUUUUAUAUUAUUUUAAAGUUGAUUAUAAUUGGAAAUUUUAAAAGUUUUAAAAAUAAUUAACGAGUUUAUAAAGAAAUCACCAAUGUUUAAUGUGUACUGUACUAUUUUGUUGAAUAGAAUAAACGGUAGUGGAACUGGA
This is a messenger RNA of Planococcus citri (citrus mealybug), 5899 nucleotides long. It is a transcript of the gene pcm, whose product is annotated as pacman. The coding region runs from base 177 to 5312 and encodes 1711 amino acids. The record is from RefSeq and is a predicted model, not a curated record. The transcript is spliced from 32 exons. Gene Ontology annotation, biological process: nuclear-transcribed mRNA catabolic process. Lineage: Eukaryota; Metazoa; Arthropoda; Insecta; Hemiptera; Pseudococcidae. Gene Ontology annotation, molecular function: nucleic acid binding; 5'-3' exonuclease activity.